AUGCAACUUGAGCCCCCUGACGAGGAUUUACCUGCCAUCCAGGUGUCUUUGAGCGAAUUUGUCUCAGCUGCAGAACGGAUGUUCGCGCCAGACCAACUAGAGAAUUUUCUUCGCUUUGUGCUGGCUGGACGCCUCCAAAGCCACAAUAAGCUCGCUCGGAUAUUUUUAAAUGCAAGACAAGGAGCACUUGCGCCUCCCACUUCUGAAUUCCAAGUGUACAGAGACAUCGACUCUGUUAUAGGCAUUACAUGGGAUUUACCAUUCCAAUUACCUAUGGCUAUCUUUCCCUUGGCAUCAUUCCGCGAUACCCUUACUGAAGACAACCAUUUAAAAUGCCCUCUAUCUUGUCCCAAGUGCCUUCACCAGGAUGUCAUAGGCGUCUCACUUCACCGAAUUCCUAACAUGGCGUUGGGGAAAGUCGAUCGACGUCAUAUCACGCGUAUCUUCUUCCCUGGAUUGUAUUGCAAAGGUCAAAAUCCGGCCAUUCCUCCAGAGACAAUGACUUUGAUCUAUGAAAAGUGCCUUCGGCCUGCUGUUGUCAGUCUCAACCCUGUCGAUCGGAGCCGAUGGCCAAUCACAUAUUCAAAUGCCAUGGAUUUGGCUCGUGAUCAGAAGGGGCAAUUUCACUUUGGCACUGUCGAUUUCCCAUCUAACCUCCUGAACCAGCUGGGGCCUAAACUUCGGGAAAUGUUUCAGAUGCAAGAUGGGCUACAGGAUGUAUUUUUUGUUCACGAGCUGCGAGGAACAAAAGGUGCAUCUCACCAUGAUCCAUGUGAUGCAGGAGCAAGACGUGCUGCUCUUGAUACCGUAUUUCAUUUUUUUGACAUGUCACUUGUCAGGCCAGAGGACUGGGUGGUGGAUAUUGGACUUGAAAUCCAACAUGAAGGCCAUAUAUUACAGUGGCUUACCAAAGGCCAUCUUCAAUAUCAAAUUGUUAGCCAUGCCGAUUGGGAUAACCUGGUAUUCAAACGCUACUUUCCAGCCAAAGGAGCCUUGACAGCCAAGGCUCUUCAGCAAUUUCCAUCAGCCUCAUACUAUCGGCAAUGGAAAGCUCUUAUGGAUGGGAAUGAUAAAGAUGAAGCGGAGAUCAUUCAGAACCACCGCUUGAUGCCAUGGUUUGAAAAACUGUACUGGGUACCCCAUCCUGCAAGCGACCGUAUGUGGUCUACAAAAAAAGGUGGUAAGGAAUGGAUAAUGCUGCCUCCUGGAGAGCCGAGGAAUUGCCCACGCCUAGCAGUCAAUCCAAGAUUUAUUGGCCAGGACGCAGCUGUAGUGCUGGUUGCAGGAACUUCUUAA
Suillus subalutaceus is the source of this 1296-nucleotide messenger RNA. RefSeq lists its product as uncharacterized. The transcript is spliced from 3 exons. Bases 1 to 1296 code for a protein of 431 amino acids. The record is from RefSeq and is a predicted model, not a curated record. Lineage: Eukaryota; Fungi; Basidiomycota; Agaricomycetes; Boletales; Suillaceae.